AUGUCCUUCGGCAGCGGUUUCGGAGGCUUCGGCCAACAAAACAAUAACAAUACCGCCCAACCCUCAGGAUUUGGAGGUUUUGGUGCGACCAACAACACCCCUUCUACAGGCUUCGGAGCUGCCAAUACUGGUGCUGGAUUUGGCCAAACCAAUACCACUUCUGGUGGCCUUUUUGGAGCCGGCAAUAACAACACCACAGCAGGCGGCUUCGGCUCAACGACCGGAGGUUUCGGCGCAACCAACACUGCCAGCGGUUUCGGAGCAAAGCCAGCCUUUGGAUCUACCACUGGCACAACAGGCGGCGGUCUUUUUGGCUCCGCUGCCACUAAUACCACCGCUGCUACUGGCACAGGAUUUGGGGGCUUCGGAAACACUGCGAACAACACCACAACAUCGGCGUUCGGCAGCAACACAGGAGGCGGCAUGUUCGGAGGCAACACUGCCAACAAGACUGGCUUUGGCGCCCCGGCCACCACAGGUGGUUCGCUUUUUGGUGGAGGUGGCAACACCACGGCUGGCACCUCGACUGGAUUUGGUUCUGCCUUCGGUAGCGCCAACACCAACACCAUUGGCGGCGCUGCAGGCGACCCUCCCGGUACCGCUGUUACCGCUUUCCAGGCCCAUACUGAGAAGGAACCCAAUAGUUCUUCUACCAACUCAUACCAAAACAUCCUGUUCCAGGACCCUUACCAGAAGUGGUCUGCCGAGGAACUUCGGCUCACUGAUUAUGUUCAAGGGAGACGGCAUGGUAAUGCUACUGGUGGUGGUGCGUUUGGUGUGAGCUCUGGUUUUGGCGGAGGGUUUGGCGCUAACACGAACACCACCACGACUUCAGGUUUCGGAGCGAACACAACGAACAACACUGGCGGCGGUCUCUUUGGAUCGAACACAACAAACAACACCGCUGUCCCGAGCACUGGCUUUGGUUCUACUGGCUUUGGUGCCACUGCGAACAACAACACCGCUACUGGUGGAGGAAUGUUUGGCAAUACCGCGAACAAGCCCGCCGGAGGUCUAUUCGGAAGUAACACUACGCAGACGAAUACGACCGGCGGUGGCCUCUUCGGGGGAGGGGGAAACACUGGUACAACAGGUGGUUUCGGCGCGACAAACACGACUGGAACCGGCUUUGGUCAGACGAACACCAACACCGCGGGAGGCGGUCUCUUUGGCAACACCCAGAACAAGCCUGCUGGCACCGGCUUCAGCUUUGGCAACACAAAUACGAACAAUGCUACGAGUGGAUUUGGAGCGACUGGUACAACGAACAGCGCUUUCGGAGCGAACAACACGACCCAGAGCACAGGCGGUGGCCUCUUUGGCGGUAACAAUAAUACCCAAGCUGCUGGCACUGGUGGUGGCCUCUUCGGCCAGAACAACAACCAGGCUCAGCAAACUACUGGCGGGGGUCUUUUCGGUGGCCAAAACAACCAGACUCAGCAACAAUCGGGUGGUUUGUUUGGCAAUAAGCCUGCUGCUCCCGCCGGGGGUGGAGGUCUGUUUGGAGGAGGUACUACGGCCCAGGCGAAUACUGGCGGUGGUCUCUUUGGGGGUGCCCAGCAACAAACAAACACCACUGGAUUUGGUGCAGCUAACAACAACACAGCUUCUGGCGGUAUGUUUGGCAACAAGCCCGCUGCUCCUAGUGGGGGCUUGUUUGGAGGAGGUGCUACCACGCAGACGAACACUGGCGGCACUGGCAUGUUUGGUGGACUGGGUUCGAAUAACCAGGCCCAGCAGAACACCGGCGCCGGUCUCUUUGGCAACAACAACAACCAACAGCAGAAGCCUGGUGGUCUCUUCGGAAGCAGCACAACUAACACCAGCGGCGGCCUCUUCGGUGGCCAGAAUAACCAAAGCGCUGGUAACUCAAUGUUUGGCGGCAGUACGAACCAACAGCAACAAAACGGAUCCUCAAUUCUCGGCAACAGCCAGUCUGCCAGUGCUCCUCAGGGUCUGACUGCCAACCUUAACGAUGUUUCUGCAUUCGGAUCUCCUGGCCUGUUCGCCGGUCUGGGAGGAAACGAGGUCCAGAACCCCGGCCCACUCGCUACCCCCCUUAGCGGCGGCUCCAAGCCGAGGAGGAGCUCCAUCUUGCCCAUGUACAAGCUGGCUCCUGCCUCAGCCUCUCGAUACGCCACUCCUCAGAAGCGAGGUUUUGGAUUCUCUUAUAGUGCGUAUGGAACUCCUUCGGGCAGUCCAGCUAGCAGCAUUUCCAGCACACCUGGCAACCUCGGUCACAGCCUGCUAGGAUCCAGCAGAUCCGGAAAUCUCAGCAAGAGCUUGUCAAGCAAUAACUUGCGUCGUAGCUUCAAUACCGAAGACAGUAUCCUUGCCCCUGGAGCUUUCUCUAAUGGAUCUCAGCCCAGAUGGUAUGGCAGUACUGGCUCGAAGAAGCUUAUUAUCAACCGAGACAUUAGAAGUGAUCUCUUCUCUACCCCCCAAAAGGAUAAAGCUGUCGAUAAUGGAACCGGUUCUCGCAAGUUGUCUAAGCGUGUUAGCUUUGAUACCACCAAUGUUGAUAUGGAUGAUAGCACCCCUGUGCGCGGUGCUCUUCCUGCUGCUAGCGAUGUCGAUAGUCCCGCUAACGAUGAGACCCCUCGCCAGACCCGCUCAACCAACGCUUCACCCGGCUCAAAGACCCCCGAGAUGGAGGAAGUCAAGGGCAAUGAGCUGGCUAUCGUCCAUGAGGAGGACAUCACUGCGACCCCAGAGACAUCCUCUACCACUGCUUCUGACAGCACCCCUGGCCAGUACUGGAUCUCACCUCCCAUGGAGGAUCUUGAGAAGUUGAACCGUAUGCAGCGACAGAAGGUCGACCAGUUCACUGUGGGACGCGACAAUGUUGGUUACGUCUCUUUCAAGGUCCCUGUUGAUAUCAGCAACAUUGAUCUCGCUGACAUUUGCGGCACUCUGAUUGUGCUCGAGCCUCGUUCUGCCACUGUUUACCCCGUUUCCGCUAAGAAGCCACCGGUCGGAAAGGGUCUCAACGUACCUGCUAGAAUUGCUCUUGAGCAGUCAUGGCCUCGUGGUGGUCGUGAUAAGAAGAUUGCUAGCGACCCUAAACGAUUUAACAAACAUGUGGAGCGUCUCAAGCGAAUCGAAAACACGACUUUCGAGAGCUACGACAAGGAUACUGGCAUCUGGGUUUUCUCAGUUGAACAUUUCACUACCUAUGGUCUCGAUGAUGAUGACUCUGAUGAUGAGGAUAUGAUCGAGGACGACGCUGUUCCCACACAAGCCUUUAAUGCCUCGAUCGGUUCUGUCGACUCCAUGAUGGAAAACGAUGGCUUCAACUUCGGGAGUCCCCAUGGCCUACCCGGCGGAUUUGAUGAGCAGCCACAAGCUUUGGAAACUCAGAUGUCUGGUAAGCAGUCUUUUUUAGGGGUUAGCUCCGCGGAUUCUGCACCCAACGAUGUCAGGCUGUCCCUCGAGGAGGAAUACGCCGAUGACAUGGGUGACGAAUAUGACGUGUCCGAGGAUGAAGACAUGGCGAGGUCUUCUCUCGAACAGCAUCUGGCCGCGGAGCUCGACGAUAUCUCGUCCGAGGGUGUCCCAGAAGCCGUCAAGGCUACCCCUGGAGGCAUUCUCAGAGCUAGGAUGCGAGCUGUCAAGGACUCUGCUGGUCCAAUGCAGCUCGAAGUCGCAGAUGGCGACGAUUGGAUGGAAAUGUUGAGAAAGACUGUCAGCCCGGUCAAGCGAGACCGACAACGUUUGAAAGAGAUGAAUGAGUCCCCAUCGAGAAAAACCGGUGUGCUGAUUGACCUUGACAAGAGUGGAUCUGACAAUAUGCGGAAAUCAUCAAUCUGGAGGAAGAGCACAGCAAAGCAAGACAGAUUGGAUAAUCUUGCGGCAAGCACCAUUGGUAUGGAUAAAGGUCGUGGAUUUGCGACUAGCAUCGAUCUCAUGAACUCACUGUUUGAGAAACCCAAGCCAGCACCCCAGAACAUGCAAGCCUCAAUGUCUGGCAAAGGCUUUCCCAAGUGGCCCUACCAGAGACAAGACAAGACAAUAAGCUUGGACGGAUACGAGAAAGCCUUCCACGAUGCUGCCCGACCUACCUGGGGACCGGACGAGAUGCUUGUUGUACCUCGACCCCUGGUCUCGGAUGCUGGUCGACGAUCCCUUACUCAACAUGCCGAUAUUCUUUCUUUCCAGCGCUCUACAGUACAGACUGAGAAUCAAGAGGUCCGCUUGGCCACCUUUGCAACCGAGCACUCUAAGCGAUACCUCGGCAACCAGGAUAAGCUUACUGACAUUCAAAUUGUUGAUGAUGUCCCUUUUGCGACACUUAACGCUGCUCAUCUCCAGGAUGUUUUCCAUCAUCAGGACAUGAACGAUCCUGCAAGCAUGCAGGAGAAGCAUGUGUGGGAGUUGGCCAGCAUUCUCUUCGACCCGCUCGACACAUCUACACAACAUGAACAUCUCAUUCGCAGAACCAAGCUUUCUCACUUCUGGUCUCAUUUGGUGGACUCGGCUUCAUCCACAACCAUCGGCCUUGCAAGGUCGAGCGACGAAAAGGCUGUCGCUUGUUUGGCCGGCCAUCGCAUUAUCGAAGCCUGCAAGCAUCUUCUUGAUGGAAAGAACUUCCGCCUCGCCACACUGGUUCCUCUCAUUGGCACCAGUGACGCCGCCAAGAAGGACAUGCGAGAUCAGCUCAAGGCUUGGCAUGAAUCGAAAAUGCUUUCAGAGUUUUCGGAAUCGAUCCGUACCAUCUACGAGCUUCUCUCGGGCAAUGCAUGCGUCUGUGAAGGGAUGAAGGGCGUGCCUGUCGAGGAUCGUCUGGAUUCUUUUGUCAUCUCGAAGAAGUUUGGUCUUGACUGGAAGCAAUCUUUUGGCCUUCGCCUUUGGUACUCAAUUGGCGAGGACGAUGAUUUGGCAGCCGCGGUGACUGGGUUCAAGAAUGAUGUUGACCAGGAGAGAGAAUAUCUGCCACUGCCUUGGUAUAUCGAUCAAGGUGUGAAGCCUCUGUGGGAUGAUGUAGACGCAGAUCGUCGACAAGAUCUUCUCUGGGGUCUUUUACAAAUGUAUGCCAGCGAUGCCUCUGACCUUGAGGCUGUGUUGCGUCCAGAGAACUCACAGCUUUCUCCUCUUGAUAUGCGUUUGACCUGGCAGCUUGGUCUCGCUCUUUCAUCCAGCGGCAAGGUCUCUUUUGGCCAAGAUGGCGCAGAGAAGGCUGACGCAGCUACCGUGGCGUUCGCUUCCCAACUUACGAGCGCCGGUGAAUGGCUCGAGGCUGUAUUCGUUCUGUUGCAUCUGAGCAAGCCACUUGCCCGCAAGAUGGCCAUCCAGGAACACCUCGCGCGACAUGCUGGUCUUAUUGGAGAUGAAAACUCGUCCGCGUUUAGCAUUCUUACAGAGAAGUUUCUGAUCCCUUCAUUGUGGAUUUGGGAGGCCCUGGCUUUGUACAUGCGCAGCGUGAAGAAGGAUGCCUACUUGGAGGUUCAGUGUUUGCUGCGCGCUGACUCCUUUGUGGAGGCUCAUCGUGUUCUCGUCAAGGAGGUUGCACCACUCGCCAUCGUCGAGCGCGACUACGCAAACCUCUCCGCUCUCAUCUCUCAAUUUGAGGGCCGACAGGAACUCAUCUCUGAUUGGUCAUUGGGAGGUGAGAUCUACAGCUUCUUCCUUGCUCUGAUUCAGCACCGCGCCAAGCAUGAGAUUACGCCGCAGCCCGUGCUGGAGAAACUCCUCGCUGGUCUGCACGCGAUGGAUGAAGAAGCAGGAGAUGCUGGCGUUUUAAGAUAUGCUGCUGUGUCGGACAUGGCGGAUGAGACUGCCAAGGAGAUUAUCAAGGCCAGUAAGAAGAAACAGGAUAAGGAACUGAGGUCUAGAAUACUCAACUUGCCUCUGACACAAGACCGUCUAUUGGCUUACUCGGUCGAUUUGAGCAUGGAACGAUACCGCGAAGUAAUGUCCCACUAG
Fusarium poae is the source of this 5922-nucleotide messenger RNA. RefSeq lists its product as uncharacterized. The transcript has 6 exons. Gene Ontology annotation, biological process: protein import into nucleus; RNA export from nucleus; post-transcriptional tethering of RNA polymerase II gene DNA at nuclear periphery. Gene Ontology annotation, cellular component: nuclear pore cytoplasmic filaments; nuclear pore. Gene Ontology annotation, molecular function: structural constituent of nuclear pore. The record is from RefSeq and is a predicted model, not a curated record. Lineage: Eukaryota; Fungi; Ascomycota; Sordariomycetes; Hypocreales; Nectriaceae. Bases 1 to 5922 code for a protein of 1973 amino acids.